GGGUCUCCAGUCACUCCGACUAAUACUAGAGUCAGUCCAAUUCUCUUCACAAUGUUCUUUUAAAAACAUGACAAAUCUAGCGAAGACCAAGUUAAAAGAGAAAAGGGUUAUAACAUGGUGUUUUAUCGACACUUAACAGAUGGACGUUGUAUUGAACUCACAGGACCAAUCAUAGUUGUUAAAUGUGCGCAUGCGCAGUAGAUCUAUCUCUUUCUAGUAGCAACAGAAGCUAAUGGAAAGAGAGGAUCGUCUGUUAUAAAGAUGGAGGCUCGUAAACGAAUCGUGGCGGCCGCAGGGCGCGUGAUAAUGGACGCGGUGCAGGCGGAGUGGGAGCCGCUGUCUCACUGGGAGCUGGACCAGAGGCUGGACCGAGCGGUGGAGGAGAUGAUAGAGGCUGACCUGGUUGCCCAGGUUCAGGAGCAGAUGGCCUCUGUGCUGAAGCAAGCCUCUCAACAGGAGGCUUCAUCGCCAGCAGAUCCGGCUCAAACAGUGACCCCCCGGGCGUCAGGGUCCAGGAGCGCGCAGGAGUCUGCCCUGCAGCGCGCGCACGCUACCGAAGCCAUGGAGGCCAACCCUACAGUACAGUAUGUGACCAAUUUUCUGCAAAGCUCCAACACAGGCCACAGCAAGAACCGCUUGUCUGGAAGAGCUCGACUGUCCUUGUCUCACACUGUCCUCCUGUCCCUCACCCUCCUGUCCAAACGCAUCAGCUAUCGCAGCGUGUCCUCUAGUUUCCAUCUGGAGAAGGGGAAUAUUCACAGGAUCUUCUUCUCUUUCUGUGAACAAGUGAUCACACAAAAGGAUCGGCUCAUUCAAUGGCCUACAGGACAAGAGGCCCUACAACAUCUGCUUCCUUUCUCCAGCUGGCUGAGUCGCAACGAGGGUCUGGAAGAGAGAGGUCUCCCUCGAGUGCUGGGCGUGCUGGGCGACACACGCAUCCCCAUCCGCCUGCCUGCUGGGAAACCGGACAGUGAGAGCGAUGCUCCGGAGGCCGAGACACCCAAGAACGAACCACAUCCAGAUUCCUGGCUGAACUUGGAGCUGGUGUGCAAUGACAAAGGGCGCUUCAUUUACUGCCACAUCAGCAAAGGAUCGGAAAAAGACAGAGGAUGCACGUUAGCUGAAAGGAUUCGGCAAAACCCUGAGAUGGUGCCUCCAGGGACCUGUCUGAUAGCCAGAGCCGGAUACCCGCUCACAGAACAAAUACUUACUCCAUUCUCAGCAGGUCGAAACCCGCAGGAAAACCUCUUCAACCGAUCGGUGGGGAGCCAUGUGGGCCGAUUCAACCAGGCUGUGGCGGACUUAAAAGAGCGAUUCCAGAAAUUGAGAUACUUGGAUAUGGGAAACUACGACAGGGCGAAAGCAGUGGUUCUGACUGCUUGUAUAUUACACAAUGUUUUUCUGGACAUGGGGGACGUGACAAAGGGACUGGUAGAGAGCAGCACACCAGAAGAUGUGGACGAGGUAAACGAAGAUGCUGCUGGGGUGAAAAUGAGAGAAACUGUAGUGAAUCUGCUUUACAGCACAUUGGAAGCAACACCACAAUAAGAUUUUGAGACUGAUUUGCAUAUUUAAAGGGAUAGUUCACCCAAAAAAGAAAUUGUCAUCAUUUACUCAUUUUUCUAAACACAUGUGACUUUCAUUCGUCUUUGGAACACAAAUGAAGACAUUUUUAUUACUUUUUAUCAUUUUUGUCCAUCCAUUCAAAGUUUUAAAGCCAAAACUUACACUUGUCAAAAAGUGCAAAAUUACAUUCUAAACAUAAACCAUAUGAAUCAAGCGGAUCAAGUCUUUUGAAGUAAAACAAUUGCUUUAUAUAAUAAACCAAUUUAAUUUAGGGUCAUGAAUGAAAGCUUCAAUUAAAUCUGUUUUUCAGAUAGAGUGCAAGUAAAUAAAAAGUGAAUUUCUUUAACAAUCUUUCUGUGAACUUUUUGAAACAUCAAAGUUUCGGUGGAAUGGAGCAGGGUUUCUUUAAAAACAUCAUAAUUUGUGUUUUCAAGGUGAACAGAAGUCUUGUGGGUUUGGAACGACUUGUAAAUGAUAACAGAACCGUCUAAAGCUCUACGAUUCUGUAUGUGAUUAAAGGAUUAAGAAAGUUUUGGCAUAAAAAAGA
Molecule: messenger RNA, 2113 nt
Organism: Carassius carassius (crucian carp)
Lineage: Eukaryota; Metazoa; Chordata; Actinopteri; Cypriniformes; Cyprinidae
Exons: 4
Coding region: 262-1548 (428 amino acids)
Source: RefSeq, a predicted model, not a curated record